Messenger RNA from Eremomyces bilateralis CBS 781.70, 4323 nucleotides. RefSeq lists its product as uncharacterized. Bases 109 to 4323 code for a protein of 1404 amino acids. The record is from RefSeq and is a predicted model, not a curated record. Gene Ontology annotation, molecular function: protein binding; nucleic acid binding. NCBI's taxonomy places the organism in Eukaryota, Fungi, Ascomycota, Dothideomycetes, Eremomycetales, Eremomycetaceae. The transcript has 3 exons. Gene Ontology annotation, cellular component: nucleus; mRNA cleavage and polyadenylation specificity factor complex.
UAUAUUCUCGAAAAGUUCAAGGCACAAUUGGACAGCCACCCUGACAUCAGGUCCAGAAUGAUCUCCGAAACGAUACCCCUACGAUGAUAACUGCAAGUUUCCCAAACCAUGCAGUGCUACACCGAACUCACCCCCGCAACCGCCGUUACCCACUCCGUCUCCCUCCCAUUCCUCUCCCCGAAAACCGUCAACCUCGCCGUCGUCCGCACGAACAUCCUCCAGAUCUAUGAGCUCAAGACCAUAGUCACCGAGGUCGAGCGCCCCGAUCGCGAUGAUGAGGAGCCCGCACCCCAAGAUGCCAUGGAUGACGGCUUCGGCGGCCCCGAGAUCGCCUUGGAGCGGACGGAGAACACCACCAAAUUGUCGCUUCGCGGAGAGUACGUGCUCGCGGGCACCGUGACCGCGAUUUCCCGUGUCAAGCUCACGGCGACGAAAUCCGGUGGCGAGGCGCUGUUGAUCGCAUUCCGGGACGCGAAGCUGAGUCUGGUGGAAUGGGAUCCGGAGAUCCAUUCGAUAUCGACCAUCUCCAUUCACUUCUACGAAGGCGAGGGGGUCUACUCUAACCCUAGUUUGCCAGAGAUCGGCCUGUGCAGUGCGGUUUUGGCCGUGGAUCCCAGUAGUCGAUGCGCAGCGCUGAAGUUUGGGGUGCGGAAUUUGGCGAUCCUUCCGUUUCGGCAGGCGGGAGAUGAUCUGGUGGAUGAGGACUAUGAUCCGGAUAUGGACGAGCCGAUGGGGUCGCCUUCGAAAGCGAUGACCAACGGUGUUACGACUGAGGAGAACCCGACCCCAUAUAUGGCUUCGUUUGUCCUGCCGUUGACGGCAAUUGACGCGUCACUAUUAAACCCCGUUCACCUGGUGUUCUUGCACGAGUAUCGGGAGCCGACGUUUGGUAUCAUAUACAGCACCAAGACGCCAUCUGCAGCCCUCAUUGCGGAGCGACCCGACACCAUAAACUUUGCUGUUUUUACACUCGACCUUGAGCAGCGCGCGUCGACUGCGCUACUUUCAAUUAGCGGUCUACCCUAUGAUCUGUUCCAAGCAAUUGCGUUGCCUUUGCCGAUUGGUGGCGCACUGCUGGUAGGAGGGAAUGAGUUACUCCAUGUUGACCAGUCUGGAAGGACUGUUGCUGUCGCCGUCAACCCCUUUGCGAAACAAUGCUCGUCCUUCCCCAUGGCGGAUCAAUCAGAGCUUGGCCUUCGACUAGAAGGCAGUGUCGUCGAGCAGCUUGGAGGCGAAGAGACCGACUUGCUUAUUGUGCUGAAUACGGGCGAACUAGCCAUUGUGUCCUUCAAAAUGGAUGGACGAACGGUAUCUGGUCUCCAUGUCCAGCAGAUUACCCAAGAACAGCUCAGCAAACCACUUCCGGGCGCCAUGACUUGCUCAUCACUACUCAGUCGCGGACGGAUAUUCCUUGGAAGCGAACAGUGCGAUGCUCAUCUGAUCUCCUGGUCCAAGAAGAAAACCACACCACUCGGCAGGAAGCGGUCCCAUGCAGAGUUCCUAGCGGACGCAGACGAUAUGUCCGAUAUCGAAGAAGAGGAUGACGACGAAGACGACGACCUGUACGCCGCAGAAAGCAAGCCCCAAGAGCGAAGAUCAUCCGGAGAGCUUGGCACGGGAUCGAUCGCGGACUUAAAAUUCAGGAUCCAUGACACCCUGCCAAGCAUAGCUCCUAUCCACGACUUCGCCAUAGGCAGUAGUUCCGGCCCCACUAUUCAUGGGGGUGCAGGCCAGGAGGCAAAUGAGCCGCUGGAUCUUGUUGCGGCAUAUGGAGGGGGGGAAUCCAGUGGUCUCGCAAUCCUCAAUCGAUCGAUACACCCUGUUGUCCAACGGGAAAGCCGCGUGGCAGACGCGAAAGGUCUCUGGGCAAUACACGCCAGAAAACCGGCGCAGAAAGGAUUUGCAGCGAUCAGUGCGCAGGAUAAGGAAACGAACCUGUCGGUAGACGCAGACUACGAUCGCUACAUGUUCGUUUCCAAAUCGACGGACGAUGGCACAGAGGAGACACUGGUGUACACCGUCACGCCCAACGGCCUGGAAGAGACGACGCAAGGAGACUUUGAAGUCGACGCGGGAGCGGCGAUCGAGGUUGGGUUACUCGCGAAUAACACGCGGAUCGUACAGGUCCUUAACACGGAAAUACGCAGCUACGAUUCAGAGCUGGCGCUACAGCAGAUCAUGCCAAUGGAAGACGAAGAGACCUCGGCCGAGCUGAACGUCUUGAGUUGCAGCUUCUGCGAUCCCUACGUCCUUGUUAUCCGAGACGAUGGAAGCUGCAUGGUGCUUGAAGCGGAUCAGAACGGCGACAUUGAUGAGAAAGAGCGAGGAGAUACGUUCAAGGCGACGAAGUGGGUUUCGGGCUGCUUAUAUCGAUCAAGUUUCUCGCAGGAGAAGCACACGGCGUUCCUGGUCGGCCAAGACGGUGCGCUGUGUAUCUUCGACGUUAACAACCUAGCAACCCCCCUGUGGAGCGUGGAGAACAUUGUGUCCCUUCCAUCGAUUCUUUCCUCGGAUCAAGCGGUUCGCCGGUCCAUCGCAAAAGACAACUUGACACAAGUCCUCAUGGCAGAUAUUGGCGACGAUAUCUCCAAAUCCCCACAUCUCUUCCUGCUAAACGAGCUGGACGAUAUCAUAACCUACCGGCCAUACCACACCUCUACCCCCGACACCACCCAACCCUUCACCAACUCCCUCCGCUGGCAGAAAGUCUCCCACGAAUUCUCCCGCACUGAAGAAGACUCCUCGCGACCCGAAGGUGAACAUAGCCUAAACACCCUGCGCCUCCUAAAAAACGUCGCCGGCUACUCCAUCGUGUCACGCUCCGGCCAGGUCCCUCUCGCCACCUUCAAAGAAACCUCGUCCGUCCCCAAAUUCCUCCCCCUCGCCGUCCCCGCCGCCAUCAGCCUCACCGAAUUCCACACCGCCGACUGCGACCGUGGCUUCGCCUACCUCGACCGCGCCGGCGUCAUCCGCUUCUGCCAACUGCCGGCGCACACGCGGUUCGGCGACAUCGGCUGGGCGUGUCGGCGCGUGCCGCUGGGGAUGGACGCGCGGCAGGUUUGCUAUGACCCCGUGCACCAUAACUACGUAGUGGGAUGCAGCGAGAAGCGGGGGUUCAAGUUGCCCGAUGACGAGAUGCACCAUGAGUGGAGCAAGGAAGGGACGGCAUUCCUGCCGCAGGUGGAGCAGGGUUACGUGAAGCUGGUGCAUCCGGAGACGUGGGUCGUGAUCGACGACCACGAGCUGGAGACGAACGAAGUGGUGAUAUGCAUGGAAUCGAUGAAUCUGGAGGUGAACGAGAACACGCACGAGCGGCGGCAGAUGGUGGGGGUAGGAACGGCGAUGAUCCGCGGCGAGGAUCUUGCGAUGAAGGGCGCGGUGUAUAUCUUCGAGGUGAUCGACGUGGUGCCGGAGCCCGGGCGGCCGGAGACGGGGCAGAAGUUGCGGCUCGUGGUGCGGGAGGAGGUGAAGGGGGCGGUGACGGCGGUGUCGGAGAUCGGGGCGGAGGGGUAUGUGCUGGUGGCACAGGGACAGAAGAUGAUGGUGAGGGGGUUGAAGGAGGAUAAUUCGUUGUUGCCGGUGGCGUUCUUGGAUAUCAACUGCUAUGCGACGGUGGCGAAGACGCUGCGAGGGAGCGGGCUGGUGAUGGCUGGAGACCUCAUCAAAGGGUUAUGGCUCGUUGGAUAUACGGAACAACCAUACCGAAUGAUCUUGUUCGGCAAGACGAAAACCAAACUCGAAGUCACCAACGCCGAAUUCCUCCCCGUUGACAAACAGCUCUACCUCAUCCUCACCGACCCCGACUGCAAUCUCCACGUCCUCCAAUUCGAUCCUGAAGACCCCAAAUCCCUCUCCGGCCAACGCCUCCUCCCCCGCAGCACCUUCCACACCGGCCACUUCUCCACCAAACUCUCUCUCCUCCCGUACCCCCACAAACCUUUCCCCUCCCCCAUCCCCAACGGCAACCACACCCCUCCCCCUUCCCCCCCCCCUCCCGCCCACCAAAUUCUCCAAUCUACCCACUCCGGCUCCCUCGCCCUGCUCACCUCCCUCUCCGAAGACGCCUACCGCCGCCUCAGCGCCGUGCAGACGUACCUCGGCAACGUGGUGGACGCGGCGUGCGGGCUGAACGCGCGGGCGUACCGGGCGGUGGAAAGCGAGGGGUUUGGGAGUCGGGGGGUGUUGGAUGGGUCUUUGUUGGGGCGGUGGGGGGAGUUGAGUGGGCAGCGGAGGGGGGAGGGAUGUGGGAAGGUGGGGGCGGAGGCGUGGGUGGUGAGGGGGGAUUUGGAGAGUAUUGGGGGGGUGGGGUUGGGGUUUCUUUAG